UGAUGCGGUUGAAACGUUUGAUUGGAUUGCCUGGUAACAGCUAUAUGGCGCCCGUUAGGUUGAUUCACGUUUAUGAAUUUCUUUUGUUGUGAUAAAACGUUUAGCUAGCUGCCGGGAAAUUUUCUUUAAUCGUAUUAUCCACAAAGUUAUAUUUGUCUGUUUUUAUAAUUUAAGAGGAUGAGUGGCGGAGUGUAUGGAGGCGAUGAGGUUGGAGCCCUGGUGUUUGACAUAGGAUCAUACACAGUGAGAGCUGGCUAUGCUGGAGAAGAUUGUCCCAAGGCUGACUUCCCCACAGUGAUCGGCGUGACCCUGGACAGAGAGGAUGGCAGCACCCCGAUGGAGACAGACGGCGGGGACAAGGGCAAGCAGGGCACCAACUACUUCAUCGACACCAACCAGCUGAGGGUGGCCCGCGAGAACAUGGAGGUCAUGUCACCGCUCAAAAACGGCAUGAUCGAGGACUGGGACAGCUUCCAGGCCAUCCUAGACCACACCUACAAGAUGCACUUCAAGUCCGAGCCCAGCAUGCAUCCUGUACUCAUGUCAGAAGCCUCGUGGAACACACGAGCCAAGCGGGAGAAGCUAACCGAGCUGAUGUUUGAGCAUUACAACAUUCCCGCCUUCUUCCUGUGUAAAACGGCAGUGCUGUCCUCCUUUGCCAAUGGACGAUCCACAGGGUUGGUGUUAGACAGCGGAGCCACACACACAACAGCCAUUCCAGUGCAUGACGGUUACGUGCUUCAGCAAGGCAUUGUCAAGUCUCCCCUUGCUGGGGAUUUUAUGAGCAUGCAAUGUAGAGAGCUAUUUCAAGAGUUAAAUGUUGAAAUAGUCCCUCCUUACAUGAUUGCCUCAAAGGAUGCAGUACGUGAAGGAGCCCCAGCAAGCUGGAAGAAGAAGGAGAAACUACCUCAAGUCACCCGUUCCUGGCACAACUACAUGUGUAAUACUGUGAUCCAGGAUUUCCAGGCCUCCGUGCUGCAGGUUUCAGACUCACCGUACGAUGAACAAGUUGCAGCCCAGAUGCCCACAGUUCACUACGAGCUGCCCAAUGGAUACAACUGUGACUUUGGGGCAGAGAGGCUGAAGAUUCCAGAGGGCCUUUUCGACCCCUCCAAUGCCAAGGGUCUGUCUGGCAACACCAUGUUGGGAGUCGGCCACGUGGUGACCACCAGUGUGGGAAUGUGUGACAUUGAUAUUCGGCCGGGUCUUUACGGUAGUGUGGUGGUCACCGGCGGCAACACACUCAUCUCUGGCUUCACGGACCGACUCACCAGAGAACUCUCUCAGAAGACCCCUCCUAGCAUGAGGCUGAAGUUGAUAGCCAACAACACAACGGUGGAGCGCAGGUUCAGUGCCUGGAUAGGAGGCUCCAUCCUGGCAUCACUAGGAACUUUCCAGCAAAUGUGGAUCUCGAAACAAGAGUACGAGGAGGGCGGGAAGCAGUGUGUGGACAGAAAGUGCCCUUGAUUGACCGCCAACAACGUUCUGCUGCCUCCAGAACUCCCAACAACGUGUCUAGUUUAAUCUUUUAUUGUGGACUCAGGAACACCCAAGGACGGUUGCUGUUUUUGACGAUUUAAAAAAAAACCAAAAAAAACUGAUGUCUGUCUUUUAUAAUUUUAUGGAGAAAACAUUGACUAUAACAAACCAUGUCACAUUGCUAUGAAGAAAGAGGAGGGGGCUAAGUUCCUUUUUGAUUCCACAUCAUUUUCAGUAUAUUUAACGACUUGAUAUUUUGAUAUCAAUCCUCUUGACAGGUAAGAAACACUUGGGCAGUGUUAGUGUAUAUGCAUUAUCUAAUGUGGUGUCAGGUGAAUGUCUUUAAGCCUUUCCAUUUUGGGGUAGUGAAUAAGCUUCUCUAAUGAUGCCAUUGAUUCGCUGUCGUUGAGUUGCUGGACAAGACAAUUAUUCACUGCAAAUUAAAUCUGUAUUUAAUUUCACUCGUGUUGAUAUUUGAUUGGCUAUUUGCUGUCUUGAAAAUAAAAGGAAUAUUUGUUAAGUGCUA
This is a messenger RNA of Salmo salar (Atlantic salmon), 2005 nucleotides long. It is a transcript of the gene actl6a, whose product is annotated as actin-like 6A. Lineage: Eukaryota; Metazoa; Chordata; Actinopteri; Salmoniformes; Salmonidae. The record is from RefSeq and is a predicted model, not a curated record.